This is a messenger RNA of Caenorhabditis bovis, 1116 nucleotides long. The record is from the annotation of a GenBank genome assembly. NCBI's taxonomy places the organism in Eukaryota, Metazoa, Nematoda, Chromadorea, Rhabditida, Rhabditidae.
AUGUCGCUGAACAACAACAAAUGGAGCUUCAAAUUCGACCAUUGUCAACAAUGCGGCAGAGCCAAGAAUAUACCAGCCGAUCUUGAAAGCCUUGAACAACUCGGCGCGUUUGCUCAAAAGAAAAUCGACUGCAUCUCUGAUGAAUGCUCGAUUCGAGACUGCAGCGAGAGCACAAUGAUGUUCAACUCAUUCACCAAUGCAUUGGACAACUGCGAAAGACCCGUUGAAAAGGAUGGUGAUAUCGAGCGAAUGUAUUAUUCGCUGGAUUGUUUUGAGGGAGAGGAUGUUUGCGAGAUCUACCCUCCAGCCUACGUCGUCAUCUCCGAGAAUCGAAUUCGAAUUGAUAUUCGAAUGCCGGAUUGCGAGAAAUGCAAGGCAGUGUUUACUGUGGACGAGCAGUCGCUUUACAAAUUGCUCAAGCAUAUCAAUAUCCAUACAAUGGACAUUCUGGUUGAGACUGGCGGCGAGGCAAUGUUCGAGUUCUUCGCCUUCAACCUUCCGGGAUGCUGGUGGAGGUUCGUGCGAUCCGUCAACAUCAUGUUCUGCGGACAAUUCGUGAUGGACGGCGUUCGGACGCUGGUGAAGAAGUCGCGCGGAUUGAGUGUACUGCGACUCGCGCAUCAAGAGAAGACGAUGGUCCGAAUCGCGGAUAUCGUUGCGUCGAUGGCAGCCAUCGAAAAAUUGGAAUUCUUCUAUCCGGAGAAGAAUGGCUACGGCUACACAAUGGACGUGAGGGCGCUCGAGGUGAUCCUAAAGUGCGAUAAGUUUAACGGCGAGACGAAGCCGUUCCGAUCGUUGCGACUGUUCGGAACGAAAUACGAGUUCGGCACCGCGUCCAUGUUCAAAUUUUGCGAGACGCUCUCGCGCUACACCCACAACGCGAUUGUCGACUACGGAUCAAUGAACGAGAUGAUCUUCAUCGGCUACGGCGAGAAAACGCGCGACGGCAUCAUUCGUCUGCGAGUGACGAGCGAUGAAACGCACAACGUCUUCGAGGACGUCGAAUACAAUUUGAUACGCGAAGGAUCGAACUUCAUCACGCGUUCGUCGAGAUUCCCGCAAAAGUACGCGUGGAUCCGAAUCGACGGUUUGCUCUUCUAUUUGGAACCAUAUUAA